UCUUUUAGUAUUCAUAUAAAAACAUCCUGCUUGAUUCACGUGAUUUUUUUUCUUCCCACAACUUGAACUGAAUGUUAACAGGAUUUAAAUCGUGAUAUUGUACGCUAUGGUCUGCAGUCGUUGAAAUAAAGUACAGCUGUAUCCCAUAUCUAGCAGGCACCAGCUUGUAUUAGCCAUGAUGCUCCUAGUCCUCCUUCCUGUUUUGUCAGUGUAUGUAUCAGGGGCGGCAUCAGAGACCUACAUACUAGACGACAGUGCAGGGUACGGGAGACGGUUUGAUGGCAUUGGGGGACUAAGUGGAGGAGGAGCUACUUCUAGGCUUCUGGUCAAUUAUCCACAGAAACAAAGGGAUGAAAUAUUAGAUUACCUUUUCAAGCCUAAUUUUGCUGCUUCACUCCACAUACUGAAGGUGGAAAUUGGUGGAGAUGCUCAGAGCACAGAUGGAACGGAAUCCUCUCACAUGCACCAUCCCUAUGACCUGAACUAUAACAGGGGCUAUGAAUGGUGGCUUAUAAAGGAAGCUAAAAAGAGGAAUCCAGACAUCCUUCUCUAUGGACUGCCCUGGGCGUUCCCGGGAUGGAUUGGGAACGGAACACGAGAUCCCUACCACAAUCCCACCCUGACAGCUGACUACAUCAUGAAAUGGGUCACAGGGGCAAAGGAGGUCCAUAACCUAACCAUAGACUUCAUAGGGAUCUGGAAUGAGAAACCAUAUGAUGUUAAAUAUAUAAAGACUCUGAGAAAGACCCUUGAUGCCCGUGGAUUUUCUCCGACUAAAAUCGUGGCCUCAGACAGUGGCUGGGGAAUAAUAAAUGACAUGAAUAAAGACCAGGACCUGGCUAAAAUCGUGGACUAUGUAGGGGUUCAUUAUCCCGGAACUCUGUCACCAGAAUUUGCUAAGAAACAAGGGACACAACUCUGGUCAUCUGAAGACUAUUCCACAUUUAAUGACAAUGUAGGGGGAGGUUGCUGGGCCAGGAUUGUAAACCAAAAUUAUGUCAAUGGACUUAUGACCAGCACCAUUUCCUGGAACCUGAUUGCCAGUUAUUAUGAAGCUUUACCAUUCCCCCGUAAUGGUCUGAUGACCGCAGAGACCCCCUGGAGUGGACACUAUGUUGUAGAAAGCCCUAUCUGGGUCACAGCCCAUACCACACAGUUUACACGACCUGGCUGGAAGUACCUCCCCCAUGACAAGGGGGUCAGUAGGUUACAGGGUGGGGGGAGCAUGGUGUCGCUGGUCAGCCCUGAUAACAAAGAUCUCACCAUCAUCAUAGAAACCAUGAGCCAUGAUCAUUCCAUCUGCAUUAGACCCCCACUUCCCCCCUACUCCGUCAAACCCCAGAAUAUUACAUUACAACUCAAAGGAACUUACGCAAACAUAUCAUCUCUGUAUUUAUGGAAGAGCAGUUUUCAGUUUGCCCCAAAUUCCUCAAAAUCAGAUUUCUUCAGAUCUUCAGGACAAGUGAAGGUGAUUGGAGGAAUUUUAAAAAUAUCUCUAAAUGUUGAUGAGGUCGUCACCAUAACAACAGUGUCAACAGGACAGAAGGGACUGUAUCCAAACUCUCCAGAUGACAAACCCUUUCCUCUGCCUUACAGUGAUAACUUUAAUGGAUAUGCCUAUUUUUCUGAGCCUAACAACUUUGCCCAGCAGACUGGGGCAUAUGAAAUAGUUAAAUCCACUGACUCUGCCAGAGAAAAAGUUCUUAUGCAGACAUUGUUGGAUUUACCAGUGUCUUGGUGUCAGGCAGAGAAAGCCAAUAAGUCCAUCAAUGUUAUAGGAAACUACAACUGGACUGACAUGGCAGUGAGUGUUGAAACACAAAUUCCAAAGGUCAACGGAAGUUCAGGGUCAUUUGUUGCUGUACGGGUGGAUCAAGGGGGGUGUAAUGCUUGGGAAGCCAAAGGAAUGUUCUUCUUCCUCCUCCCUGGUGAACAGAAAUAUGUACUGGCUAAUGAUGUGUCUCGUACCUCUGUCAUACAUGAGGGAAUAGCCAACUUCUCUGUGAAUGGUUGGAAUACAAUUAGCUUAAUUGUGAAGAACACAACAGCUAUUGGCAGUUUAAAUGGAGUGAGCUUAUUUAAAACCACUGUGCCUCCAAAACCGGCCAAUGGCUUCGUAGCCAUGGGAACAGAUUCCUAUGGCCUAGCAAAUUUUGAUAACUUCAAAAUGAUGAGCUCAGAGGAGUUUGAUUUAAAUGCAAUAAAGAUACCUGAAAAAGUAUAUUCCAAAGACACAAAAUUGUAUUUCAGAUCAAAACAUGAACAGCAUAGUUCAGUGAAUAUACCUUAGUUUGUUUUAUUUAUUAAUGGAUAAAGUUUAUAUAUUCCAAAUAUGCAAAAAGUAACCAAAGCAUCAUAGCUAAAAAAUAUAUAACACACUUUUUUGUAUUAUGUUAUGCAUAAAAUUUAUAAUUCCAAAGAUAACAAACUUAAUACACAUGCAUUAUGCCUCAAAGGUCAUACCAUACAUGUUGUAUUUUGUUGCACUUGAAAUGCAUAGCCAGGUUUGACAUUGUGAUACAGUAAGUCAAGUGCAUCUUCUAUUGUAGCACCCACUUUCACUUUACUUUUACCUUGAAAUUAUAAGAAUGAGAUAUCACAUUCCAAACAGUGAAACAUACAUGUACAUCAUUCAUGCCUGAAAGCUCAUGAUUUUGUGAGAAAUACAAAGUGCUAUGUAAAAAUUUAGUGGUGAUAUUUUCAUACUGAUCAAUGUGCCAUUUGUAGAGCAACAUGGAGAAACCCAGUGAACUUGUGUGUGAUGGUUAUAAUUGUUGUUAUGAAUGUUACAAUCAUGCUAAAGUUUAACAUAUUUAUUUCUAUUGUAUACCAGUAUUUAUACCCCCCGCAAACGAAGUUUGGGGGGGAAUAUAGGAAUCACUUUGUCCGUCUGUCUAGCUGUCUAGCUGUCCGUCUGUCUGUGCAAACGUGUCCAGUCCAUAUCUUUCUUAUGGAGGAACAUUAGAAUCUACUACUCCAAACAAAGAUUGCCCAUGACCUAAGGGUGUGUCAUAACCUUGACCCAAGGUCAUUUGGAGAAGUUCAAGGUCACUGGAGGAAAAAAUUAAUAAUUCGUGUCCGGUCCAUAUCUUUAUUCUGGAUAAACUUGGUAGGUUCUAAUUUCACACAAAGAUUGCUCAUUACCUAAGGGUGUGUCUUGACUUUGACCUAAGGUCAUUUGGGGAAGUUUAAGGUCACUGGAAGAAAAAUUUCAUAAUGCGUGUCUGGUCCAUAUCUUUCUUAUGGAUAAACUUGGUAAGUUCUCAUUUCACAAAAAGAUUGCUCAUGACCUAAGGAUGUGUCAUGACCUUGGGUCAAGGUCAUUUGGGGAAGUUCAAGGUCACUGGAAGAAAAAUUUUAUAAUACGUGUCUGGUCCAUAUCUUUCUUUAUUAUGGAAAAACUUGAAUCUACUCUUCACACAAACAUUGCUCAUGACCUGCGGUUGUGUCAUCACUUUGAACCAAGAUCAUUUAUGCAAGUUCAAGGUCACUGACAGAAAAAGUUCAUAAUUCGUGUCUGGUCCGUAUAUUUAGUCUAUUUUUUUAUUAGGCUGCGCCUUCCUUUCAUUUAUAAAAAAUAUAAUGAGCAAUUACAUUUGCACUAAAAGUGUUUUAGCAUUUCUCUCUUCUCUUAGAUCCAUAAAAUAUUCAUGAUUUAGCACUUCUGAAAAACCCAGCAGGGUUUAUUUUGUCCCAUUUGGACAGUUCUAGUUUUAGAUUACUGUGUAUUCAUGUAUGAUAUCUGAACACUUUUCUAGAACUUCCAUUUAUUAUAAAUGUAAAGUGUUUGAAUAAAUAAGCAAGCAUGUUAUGUCUGCAUGGUAGAUUGUUUAGACACCCAUUGAUCAAAUAUCUUUGCAGUUUUGAAGUACCGAUCAUUUUAUUUAUGUUUUUAAUGUUUUGAAGAUUGAUUUUUGUCAAAUAAAGGUACUGUAUCAUC
This is a messenger RNA of Saccostrea cuccullata (small rock oyster), 3940 nucleotides long. Its product is annotated as galactocerebrosidase-like. Gene Ontology annotation, biological process: galactosylceramide catabolic process. Gene Ontology annotation, cellular component: lysosome. NCBI's taxonomy places the organism in Eukaryota, Metazoa, Mollusca, Bivalvia, Ostreida, Ostreidae. Gene Ontology annotation, molecular function: galactosylceramidase activity. Bases 176 to 2290 code for a protein of 704 amino acids. The transcript is spliced from 19 exons. The record is from RefSeq and is a predicted model, not a curated record.